Molecule: messenger RNA, 2178 nt
Organism: Aspergillus bombycis
Lineage: Eukaryota; Fungi; Ascomycota; Eurotiomycetes; Eurotiales; Aspergillaceae
Product: LysM peptidoglycan-binding domain-containing protein
Exons: 5
Coding region: 1-2178 (725 amino acids)
Source: RefSeq, a predicted model, not a curated record
AUGGCACCCUUCCAGCUGACUCUUUCUCUACUCCUCGUCGUGAUAGCAACGUCGGGCAAUGCAGCAAGCACCACCUGGGAGACGCAUCCUUCUCACCCAACCUUGCCAGGAACCGCUCCCAACUGCAACAAAUGGUACACUGCGAAGAAGGGCGAUGACUGUUCCACUGUGCAACGUGAUAGUGGUAUCUCGGCCGAUGACUUUUUUGGUUGGAAUCCAUCGGUCUCCAAGGACUGUAAGAAGAACUUUUGGGCGGAUACAUCGUACUGUGUUGGAGUAGGGCCAGCGAUCACUACCGGGACACCAACCCCAACGGGCCUACCCUCGACGACUACUCCUAGACAGAGUACGGAGACGACGCCCAUCAGCUCUGGUUCACGCGGCAGUGGGACCUCAAUCUCUGCUCCUUCCAGCUCCCCAACGACCAAGGCCACCUACACGUUUAAUCAUCCCACUACCACCUGGACUCCAUCUCCGCCUGCGCAAGAGACAGCAUGGCCCCCGACCAAAACCCAGCCAGGCCAGCCCACCUCGUGCACCAGAUGGCACGAAGUCAUGAUCGGUGACACCUGUGACACCAUCACCAGCCGCUACAGCUCGUGGAUAACGAAGGAAGACCUACUGGAGUGGAAUCCAGGCCUUCAGGAAGAUUGUGACGCCCCUCUCGUGGGUUAUUUUCUAUGCGUCAUGACCAGGCCGUCUGGCUACAGCGUAACCUAUUCAAGUGGUUCAACCCCGGUGGUCAUUCCUACCCCUACGCCGUACACGCGCCCGCCUCCAGUUUGCCCUAAUACCACUGAGACUGAGCUCACGCCCUCGCCAACACAGCCAGGGAUGCCCUCCAAAUGUCAAAUAUACUACCAUGCGACCACUGGGGACUCCUGUUCCAAGAUCUUGUCGCAAUAUAACAUGCCUGAGAAGCUCCUCCAUGAAUGGAAUCCAGCUCUUGGUCCAGACUGCAAGGGCCUACUACCUAACUACUACUACUGUCUCCUUCCCAGUGGGUUCUUUCCCAUGCCGCUCACCGUCACCACCGCCCCUGCGCCCACUCAAACCGGGAUCACCAGCAACUGCAAGGCUUGGUAUCGGAGCAACAAGUCUGAGACGUGCUCCGACAUCGUGCUCGCUUUCGGUACAUUCUCGGAGGAGGACUUCAAGGCCUGGAAUCCUGCCGUGGGCCAGAGAUGUACCGGACUGAUCGAUGGUAACUGGUACUGUGUCGCCAUGCCUGGUACUCCCUCCACACGCACUGCGCCUGUGCCGGCCUUCCCAACAAGCGUCCCGCGCCAGCCAAACGUUAUCAAGAACUGCACAUCGUGGUGGCAUGUAUCUGAUGAGGAUGACUGCUACGACGUCGCCCGGAAGAACGGCAUCACCGUCGACGACUUCCUCGCGUGGAACCCGGACGUGCGCGCCGGGCAAUACGACUGCAAGGCUCUGCCGGUAGACCACGAAAUCUGCGUCGGCGUGCGACCCAAACCACCCAUCCGCGGAUGCACGCCAACUGGCACGAAUACCACCGCCUCGGCCAACACGACGGUAUAUCCGACGACCAGGACGUCCUGGCACCGGACGCUGACCACGACCACCGUCGUUACGCAAUGCGAGGAUGCAUCGUCGUCCACCUGCGCCACGGCCACGGUCACCACCACGAGGGUUGUGACUCUGUCUCCACCCCCAACGGCCACGCCGAUUGAUACCACGUUCGUGACCUCCCCGACUCAGGGUACGAACUCGUCCUCCGGGGCCUCGUCUCCAGUGGACUCGACCCUCCCUCCGUCAUCGAGCUGUGCUUCUUCCAACAGUCCCACGCCCAUCGUGCCGUCCACUACAGGCCCACGAGAAAGUAGUUCUUGGCCGACCUCCCGGCCAACUCGGAGCCAAGAUCCCCACAGUUCUGUGACCGAGUCUCCGCCACCUGCGGCUCCCUCAACGAUCACUGUGACUACAACCAUUACGACACAGUGCUCCACUAUGUCCACCUUGGAUACGAGCUCGCCAGAUGAUACUACACUCGUGACAGCCACGGUGACAACGCACUGCUCGACUUCUUCUGUCUCGAGUACGAGCUCGCCAGAAUACACGGAAAUCGAGACGACAACCCUGACGACUCGAUGUUCGACUACCUCGCCGAGUCAGACCGCAAGCGAACCUUCGAUGACCAUUAUGCGAGGAUGA